Arctia plantaginis is the source of this 345-nucleotide messenger RNA. The record is from the annotation of a GenBank genome assembly. Lineage: Eukaryota; Metazoa; Arthropoda; Insecta; Lepidoptera; Erebidae.
AUGGACCAUGGUAUACCGCUGAACAUCCACGCGAGACCCCGCCUGGUCGGCAGGAGACCGAACGCAAUUGUAAACAUAGAGACUGAUGUGUUCCAAGAGAAGUCUUACAAGCAGUACUCUUCGCAGCAUCUAAGGGAUGCUCUCAUUGCUGUCAAAAAAGGCUACUCGGUUUAUGCAGCAUCUAAUAAGUAUGGGGUCCCGAGGAAAACUUUGAGAAAUUGGAUGGAAAAGUAUGAUAUAAAAAGCCAGUAUUCGAAAGGUAGACGCGGAGCCAGAACCCAGAUCUUAGAUCCGUUAGAUCUUAUGGUUGAAACCAGGUCUGAGAAGUAUGAAGAAUCGCUGUGA